Messenger RNA from Cryphonectria parasitica EP155, 3916 nucleotides. Its product is annotated as elongation factor 3. The record is from RefSeq and is a predicted model, not a curated record. Bases 330 to 3500 code for a protein of 1056 amino acids. Gene Ontology annotation, molecular function: ATP hydrolysis activity; translation elongation factor activity; ATP binding. Lineage: Eukaryota; Fungi; Ascomycota; Sordariomycetes; Diaporthales; Cryphonectriaceae. The transcript has 3 exons.
CUUUCUUUCCUUUUUUUCCUCAUCCUCUGCUUGUCUGUCACCAACAGGCUAGGCUUUCACCUGCGGACUCGAGUCUACGGUUCUUUUCCUUCCUCAGGACUGCUCUUUUCUCCUCCAAGAGAAGACAGCCCGCCCCGACUAAGAAGCCACCUUAGAAAAGUCAAAGAGAGAUCGACCCUCCAUCGACACUCUCCCACGACCCCUCCAGUUCCCGCCUGUCGCAUCUUUCGUUAGAAGCGCAGUACCGACAAUCCUCUCCUCCUCCCUCCCUCCUCCAUUUCCGGUAGAAACUUCCCCUCUACAAACAGCGACAAAAUCUAUAACUCAAGAUGGCCGCAAAGGAGACCGCACAGAGCAUCAAGGUCCUCGACGACCUGAUGCAAAAGCUCACCAUCUCCAAGGAGGUCGACGCUAUCAAGGGUGCUUCAAACGACCUGGCGUCCUUCAUCAACGGCGACAUUGUUGACUUCGAUGUCCCCAUCAAGACCGUCGAGGCUCUGAGCAAGCAGCUUGCAAACAAGAAGGAUGCCACUGCUCGCGAGAAGGCCCUGAAUGCCAUCGAGGCCGUUGCCCGCCACUCCCAGGUCGCUCCCCACGUUGAGCCUUUCCUGGCACAACUUCUGCCUGGUGUUCUUGCCGCCGCUGGCGACAAGAUUACUGCUGUCAAGAAUGCCGCUUUCGCCGCUGGCCUGGCGAUUGCCGAGGCUAUCAACCCCAACUCCAUCAAGACCAUCAUCGAGCCUCUCGGCAAGUCCAUCAAGGAUGCCCUGAAGUGGCCCGAGAAGAUGCUCGCUUUGGACAUACUCGACAAGCUCAUCAGCACUGCUCCCCUCCAGACUACCUUCCGCGUGCCCGAGCUGCUGCCCGUCAUUUCCGAGGCCAUGUGGGACACCAAGAAGGAGGUCAAGGAGCGCGCCUACAAGGCCAUGGAGAAGCUCUGCACCCUCAUCUCCAACAGGGAUAUCGAGAGGUUCAUCCCUGAGCUCAUCAAGUGUAUCGCCAAGCCAGAGAACGUGCCCGAGACUAUCCACACUCUGGGUGCCACCACCUUCGUCCAGCGUGUCGAGCAGCCCACCCUCGCCCUCAUGGUCCCUCUGCUGGACCGUGGUCUGAACGAGCGUGACACUGCUAUCAAGCGAAAGGCUGCUGUCAUUGUCGACAACAUGUGCAAGCUCGUCGACGACCCCAAUAUUGUCAACCCCUUCUUGCCCAAGAUGUGGCCGGCUCUGCAGAAGAACUUUGAGAACAUUGCCGACCCUGAGGCCCGUGGCAAGACCAAGGUGGCCCUCGACACCCUGGCCCGCGUUGGUGACAUCAAGGACGGUGUUAUCCCCCCUGCCCGCCACGACAGUGAGCUCCACGUCGUCCUGGGCAAGCUCAAGGACGUCCUCAAGUCCAAGCACGCCGCUGUGGCUGCUGACAAGUUCGAGCCUGUGCUCAAGCACGUCUCCGCCAUCGCUGGUCAGCUGAUCGACGAGAAGGUGACCGACGGCAAGGACUGGAUCAGGAACACCAAGUCCUACGUCUCUGUGCUGGUCGGUGAUGACAACGCCGAGUCCGUCAUUGAGGCUCUCUUGAAGGCUGCUUCCCCCGAUCUGGGUGAGGUCGCCGCCGUUGAGGAGAUCGAGGACGAUGGCGAGGUUCUCUGCGAGACCGAGUUCUCGCUCGCCUACGCCGCCAAGAUCCUCCUGACCGAGACCAAGCUCAAGCUCAUCCGCGGCCGCCGCUACGGUCUCUGCGGUCCCAACGGUGCUGGAAAGUCUACCCUCAUGAGGGCCAUCAACAACGAGCAGGUCGAAGGUUUCCCUAAGCAGUCUGAGGUCAAGACCGUCUUCGUUGAGCACGACCUGGAUGCCGCCGAUACUGAGAUGACCACUAUUGACUGGACCAUGAUGAAGCUGAAGUCUGCCAACGUCGACGUCUCCCAGAAGGAGGUCGAGGACAAGCUGAACUCUUUCGGCUUCACCGACGCCAUGGUCAAGGGCGAGAUCACCUCUCUGUCUGGUGGUUGGAAGAUGAAGCUGGCUCUGUGCCGUGCUGUCUUCGAGAACCCCGAUAUUCUGCUGCUGGACGAGCCUACCAACCACUUGGACGUCAAGAACGUGGCCUGGCUCGAGGAUUACCUGAAGAACAGCACUUGCACGUCCAUCAUGGUUUCUCACGACUCCGGUUUCCUGAACCGUGUGUGCCAGUACAUUGUGAACUACGAGCGCUUCAAGCUCAAGACGUACAAGGGUAACCUGGAGGACUUUGUCCGCCAGAACCCUGCCGCUAAGUCGUACUUCGAGCUUGGUGCUUCCGAGAUGGAGUUCUCUUUCCCCGAGCCCGGUUUCCUCGAUGGUGUCAAGACCAAGGCCAAGGCCAUUCUGCGUGCCAACAAGAUGGGCUUCCAGUACCCCAACACCCCUAAGCCCCAGAUCUCCGACAUCACCUUCCAGUGCUCCCUGGGCUCUCGUAUCGCCGUCAUCGGUCCCAACGGUGCUGGCAAGUCUACCCUGGUCAACGUUCUCUGCGGUGAGCUGAUCCCCACCGACGGUGAGAUCUGGUCGCACGAGAACAUCCGUAUUGCGUACAUCAAGCAGCACGCCUUCGCUCAUAUCGACAAUCACCUGGACAAGACGCCCUCUGAGUACAUCCAGUGGCGUUUCCAAACCGGCGAGGAUCGUGAGACCAUGGACCGUGCCAACAAGAUCAUCACCGAGGACGACGAGAAGGCUGCCGAGAAGAUCUUCAAGAUCAACGGCACGCAGCGUCGUGUCAUUGGCAUCCACUCGCGCAGAAAGCUCAAGAACUCUUACGAGUACGAGUGCUCUUUCGCCCUGGGUGAGAACGUUGGCAUGAAGGGCGAGCGCUGGGUCCCCAUGAUGACCGCUGACAACGAGUGGCUGGCUCGUUCCGAGCUGCUCGCUUCCCACCAGAAGCAGGUCGCCGAGGUGGACAUGAAGGAGGCCCUCGCCUCCGGUCAGUUCCGCCCCCUGGUGCGCAAGGAGAUUGAGUCUCACUGCGAGAACUUCGGUCUGGAUGCCGAGCUGGUGUCUCACUCGCGCAUGAAGGGUCUGUCUGGUGGUCAGCGUGUCAAGGUCGUCCUGGCUGCUUGCUCGUGGCAGCGCCCUCACUUGAUCGUGCUCGACGAGCCCACCAACUACCUGGACCGUGACUCUCUCGGUGCCCUGUCCAAGGCCCUGAAGAAGUUCGAGGGUGGUGUGAUUAUCAUUUCUCACGCCGCCGAGUUCACCCAGAACCUCACUGAGGAGGUCUGGGCCGUCCUGGACGGCAAGAUGACUCCUUCGGGCCACAACUGGGUCCAGGGCCAGGGUUCCGGCCCCAGACUCGAGAAGAAGGAUGAUGACGAGGAGGACAAGUUCGACGCUAUGGGCAACAAGAUUGUUUCCACCAAGAAGAAGGCCAAGCUGACCUCGAGCGAGGCACGUAAGAAGAAGAAGGAGCGUAUGGCUCGUCGCAAGAGGGGUGAGGAGGUUUUCUCCGAUGAGGACGACUAAACGAGUCUCGCCAAAGACGAGUAUGACGAAAAAGACUGGAAAAUAUCGGUUUGCGAGGUUACGGCGUUUUCAGUUGGAUUGAUUUGAUUCACGCGUUUCGUCUGCACUUUUCAUGGCCCCGACUUGACCAGCAUGCAUGAAGACGAGGUUUCCCGAUCUGUCACAGAGAGAGAUAGACAUACAAGAUUUAGACGGCUCUCUCCACCUUGAGGUUUGGAGGCCCUCCUGGUGGGAGAUUCGAUUAGAUCUCUGUUGUUUGUUGAGGACAUAGGCGGCUGAUAGAGGAAGAUCACGUCGUACGUGAGAACCAUAUACCAGAUAGAUGAGGGUUCAUGACACGUGGAAAAAGUAUAGAGAGGGUGGAUAGACAAGAUACUAUUUCAUCCCAAAAAACAAUUCAUAUGUUCUUCAAAAAG